CACUCUCUCUUCUCUUCUCUCAUUCCUUCACAUUCCCCUUCACACUUCUUAUUUCUCAACAACUCUCACUCACUUUCUCUCUCUAAACCUCUCACUUUCUCUCUCUAAACCUCUCAACCGCCGUACAUCAUGAAGCAGUUGAUUCGCCGCCUCUCCAAAGUGGCGGACUCCUCCCAGUACACUCUCCUCCGCCCGGACUCACCACGUAACCGGCGCCGGACGGAGUCCUUCCGCCUCUCCGCGUCGUCGAGGUUCCGCCGCUCGUCCUCCGCGGAGGUGCCGGAGGGACACGUGCCGGUCUACGUCGGCGACGAGAUGGAACGUUUCGUCGUCUCCGCGGAGCUUCUCAACCAUCCUGUCUUCGUGAAGCUUCUGAACCAGUCGGCCCAGGAGUACGGUUACGAGCAGAAAGGCGUGCUCCGGCUUCCGUGCCACGUCUUCGUCUUCGAGCGCGUGCUUGAGGCGCUCCACCUCGGCCACGACACGCGCCACCUCACCGAGCUUCUCAAUUUCUCUUCGGAGGAGUUUUCGUAAGGGAAUUUGGGGGAAAUGUCAGAAUCAGAAAAUUUUCCGGGAAAAUUAGUGAAUCUCGAACGUUUACAUGGUAAAUUAGUGAGAUCCUUUUUCUUUUAGCAGUUUUUCUGUAAAUAUACAUCAGGAUCUUGAUGAGGAAAUGGAAAAAAAAAACCAGCACAGAAAUGCUAGGGUUUGUUUCUGUUUUUUUUGGUUUAAUCGAUUUCUUUUUCUUCUGGUUGUUGUUGCUGGAUGCUCAAUUGCUCACUAUAAAGACGAAUUGCUGUUUGAGACCAA
Lotus japonicus is the source of this 810-nucleotide messenger RNA. Its product is annotated as auxin-responsive protein SAUR72-like. Lineage: Eukaryota; Viridiplantae; Streptophyta; Magnoliopsida; Fabales; Fabaceae. Gene Ontology annotation, biological process: response to auxin. The transcript has a single exon. Bases 130 to 534 code for a protein of 134 amino acids. The record is from RefSeq and is a predicted model, not a curated record.